AUGCAUCGCAUUGAUACAGUGGGAGUCAUGUCUCGAAUGACACAACUUGGCUGCGUUGUACGAAGGACCUACUCUGUGUCCAGUCCUAGGUCAAUAAUGCACAUUGACACCAACCAUAAACUGAUCCGCUACAAUAUUGUCAUCUUUGGAGUUGUGGAUGGCUUUUCACGCAAGGUAAUGUACCUUGGAGCUGCACCUAACAACCUUGCUGCUACUGCCUUGGACUUUUUUCAAGAAGCAGUGGAAACAUUUGGCUUCCCUCUUAGAGUACGUAGUGACCAGGGCAUCGAAAAUGUGGACAUUGCUCGCCUGAUGUUCAUGAUUCGUGGGACAGACAGGGGCAGCUUUAUUUCCGGAAAAAGCGUCCACAAUCAACGUAUAGAGAGGUUGUGGAGAGAUAUCUGGGCAUCGGUGACCAAUGUGUACUAUGAUGUUCUACAUGCUUUGGAAGAAGCUGGACACCUUGAUGUUUCUGACCCUACUCAUCUGUUCUGCUGCCACUAUGUAUUUCUCCCACGACUUCAAGAUGGUCUUAACCUUUUCCGCACCACCUGGGACAAUCACCCAAUACGAACAGAGGGCAGCAUGACCCCUAACCAGUUGUGGGUGUUGGGAAGUAUCCAGCAUCCUGUACCUGAACCUGAUAUAGAGGGAUUGAGCAUACCGCACAUUGAUUGGGAGGACAGUCGACUGAGUUUUUCUUAA
Messenger RNA from Triplophysa dalaica, 705 nucleotides. RefSeq lists its product as uncharacterized. The record is from RefSeq and is a predicted model, not a curated record. Gene Ontology annotation, biological process: DNA integration. The coding region runs from base 1 to 705 and encodes 234 amino acids. Lineage: Eukaryota; Metazoa; Chordata; Actinopteri; Cypriniformes; Nemacheilidae. The transcript has 6 exons. Gene Ontology annotation, molecular function: nucleic acid binding.